Molecule: messenger RNA, 2724 nt
Organism: Penicillium canariense
Lineage: Eukaryota; Fungi; Ascomycota; Eurotiomycetes; Eurotiales; Aspergillaceae
Exons: 7
Cellular component (GO): cell septum; cell periphery
Molecular function (GO): chitin synthase activity
Source: RefSeq, a predicted model, not a curated record
GUGCACAAUGGGUACCCCCAUGCCGACGUCUCCCCAUUCCCCCCUUCACCAACCCCAUCUCCUUCGCCUCAGCCAGAUGAGAGUAGCCCGUACUCUCACAAUGUUAUCGGUAGCCACGGAUAUGGCUAUGAAGAUAAGACCGAGCACCCCGAUAGCCAACAGUCCCUCCUCUACCGGAACCAACCGAGCCCCUUAAAUGCGCCGUUCGACGACCCCUACACCUCCACCGAGUCUCUACGGCGCUACACCCUGCAAGACCCUGGUGUAACCAUCUUUCCCGAUGGACCCUACCAGGAUCCUGCCGUCUCGUCGGGGCUCAGCCACCGGUCGGGCGUGCAGUCUCCCAUGUCGGAGACUCCAUCGGAGGCCUGGCAGCAACGACAGGCACCUGCUGCGGGUCUGCGCCGCUAUGCGACCCGAAAGAUUAAGCUGGUGCAAGGCUCCGUGCUGAGUGUGGAUUACCCGGUUCCCAGUGCCAUCCAAAACGCCAUCCAGCGAGAGUACCGCGAAUCGGAAGAGGGAUUUCCAGAAGAAUUUUCCCACCUGCGCUAUACGGCCGCCACUUGUGAUCCCGACGAAUUCACCCUGCGGAACGGAUACAAUCUUCGUCCAGCCAUGUACAACCGACACACCGAGUUGCUGAUUGCGAUCACCUACUACAACGAAGACAAGGUCCUCACAGCCCGAACCAUGCACGGUAUUAUGCAGAACAUCCGGGACAUUGUGAAUUUGAAGAGAUCAGAGUUCUGGAACAAGGGUGGCCCGGCCUGGCAGAAGAUUGUGUGUACCUUGGUAUUCGAUGGUAUCGAUCCUUGCGACAAGAAUACCCUGGAUAUGCUGGCCACAAUCGGUAUCUACCAGGACGGUAUCAUGAAGCGGUCCGUUGAUGGUAGAGAAACUGUUGCGCACAUCUUCGAGUACACUACGCAGCUCUCCGUUACAGCCAGCCAGCAGUUGAUUCGGCCUCAAGGGGAUGAGUCGACCAACCUCCCGCCAGUACAGAUGAUUUUUUGCCUCAAGCAGAAGAACAGCAAGAAGAUCAACUCCCACCGCUGGCUAUUUAACGGCUUUUGCCGUAUUUUGAACCCCGAAGUGGUUAUUCUAAUUGAUGCUGGUACAAAACCGGGCAAGAAGUCUUUGCUCGCUCUAUGGGAGUCGUUCUAUAAUGACAAAAACCUCGGUGGAUCCUGUGGUGAGAUCCACGCCAUGCUGGGAAAAGGUUGGAAGAACCUAUUGAACCCUCUUGUUGCCGCGCAAAAUUUCGAGUAUAAGAUCUCGAAUAUUCUCGAUAAGCCCCUUGAGUCUGCCUUUGGAUACGUGAGUGUGUUGCCGGGUGCCUUCUCGGCCUACCGUUACCGGGCUAUCAUGGGUCGGCCUCUUGAACAGUACUUCCACGGUGACCAUACGCUCUCGAAACAACUCGGAAAGAAGGGUAUUGAGGGUAUGAACAUCUUCAAGAAGAACAUGUUCCUCGCCGAGGAUCGUAUUCUUUGCUUCGAACUGGUGGCCAAGGCUGGUUUCAAGUGGCAUCUGACCUAUGUCAAAGCCUCUAAGGGUGAGACCGAUGUUCCAGAGGGCGCUGCCGAAUUCAUCGGCCAGCGACGUCGCUGGCUGAACGGUUCAUUUGCCGCCAGUUUGUAUGCCAUGAUGCAUUUCGGCCGAAUCUACAAGAGUGGACAUAACAUCAUUCGACUCUUCUUCCUUCACAUACAGAUGGUUUACAACUUUGCGGGUCUUGUUAUGACUUGGUUCUCUCUUGCUUCUUUCUGGUUGACUACUUCGGUUAUCAUGGAUCUUGUCGGAACUCCGAGUGGUGCCAACAAGUUUAAGGGCUGGCCCUUUGGUGAUCAUGCUACGCCGAUUGUGAACAACUUCCUGAAAUACGGCUAUGUGUUCUUCCUGAUGCUGCAGUUCAUUCUGGCUCUGGGUAACCGACCUAAAGGUUCUCGCCUGGCCUAUACCCUCUCUUUUAUUUACUUUAGCAUUGUGCAGUGUUACAUUCUGGUCUGUUCAUUCUACCUGGUCAAAAAUGCCUUUAGUGGAGGAACCUUGGAUUUCAAUAUGCACCAAGGCAUUGGCCAGUUUAUGUCAUCAUUCUUCAGCUCCAAUGGUGCUGGUAUCGUCUUGAUUGCCUUGGUGUCUACCUACGGUAUCUAUUUCCUUGCCAGUUUCCUGUACAUGGAUCCGUGGCAUAUGUUCACAUCCUCUUGGGCCUACUUUGGCGGCAUGACGUGCUCGAUCAACAUUUUGAUGGUGUAUGCAUUCUGCAACUGGCAUGACGUUUCCUGGGGUACCAAGGGAUCAGACAAGAGUGAGGCACUGCCAGAGGCUCAGACCAAGAAGGACGAUGCCAAGUCCAACUUUAUUGAGGAAGUGGACAAACCGCAAGCCGAUAUCGACAGUCAAUUUGAGGCGACUGUCAAGCGUGCGCUGGCGCCGUACGUGGAACCGGAUGAGAAGGAGGAGAAGAGCAUGGACGACUCCUAUAAGGCCUUCCGGACUAAUCUGGUGCUGCUGUGGAUUUUCAGCAACCUGAUUCUCGUGCUGUGCAUCACCAGCGAGGGCGUCAACCGGUUCUGUUUGACGAACACGUCGACCCUCCGGACAUCCCACUACUUCUCGGCCAUUCUGUGGACAACGGCCGGCUUGUGCGUCUUCCGUUUUAUGGGCUCGCUCUACUUCUUGGGCAAGUCCGGUAUCCUGUGCUGCGUGUCCCGACGCUAA